AUGGCAUCCGCCGACGAGGAUGAGUGGAAUGAUUACUCGAACGCCCUCAAGUUGUCUGAAAAAAUCGAACAAUUACAUAAGGAACAUGUUAAAGAGAGAAACCAAUUAAAAGAAUUCAGUGGUAGAACGUCGAGCGACUGCUAUAAGCCGCAUCAGAAUGAAAAUAAAAUAGGAAACGAUGCAAAAAACCGUGACGUUAUAAAACGUAGGAUGUACAAUUACGAUGUUAUUAAUUAUUAUAAAGACGAAACGAUAUUAAGGAAAAAAAUAAUGGAAUUGUCAGAUGAUAUAAUGACAGCAAUAUAUCACAUUUACGAUAUUUUUCGUCUUUGCAAGGAUAAUGUUUUUCUGUGUGCAUAUGCUAAAUACAUACAUGAUGUGAAGGGGGAAAGAAAAAAACCAAAGUUAAUUUACUUUAAAGACGAAGUAAACGAAUUUCCAGAAGUGUACCAAUUUUUAAACGAAUGUGUAUAUAUGUACGAUUUUGACAUUACUGUUAUUAAGGGGACAUGGAAAAGUAGCAUUACAAAAUUUAUAGAAACUUUCCAAAAACAACAUCGAAUUAGCAGGAUAGAUCAAAUGAAGGAAAAUUUCGUCGAUUCUUGUGAAUUCUUCCCAACUAUAGCAUUUAUUAAUGGCACAAGGUUUAACGACACGAAUAGUGAAAAGUUACAAAUUUUGAAUAUCAGUUCAAGGGGACUCCCACCAUACUUGUAUUUAAAUCCAGUUUUUUACUGGACCUAUGGAGCCAUUUGGACAUUUAUUUUAUAUUUUAAAUUUGAUUAUUGCAUUUUAUAUAAUCAUGGCUACUCCUCCAUCGGUUCAGUCCAUGAUACCGUGAAAAAUGAAUUCUUAAAAUGCAACGAUUGCUAUUUACCUGCCUAUUUCUUGAAAAACUGGGACUACGAAAGACACAAUAGAGUAUCACCUGAAGAGAACCAAGGGGAAAAUUCCUAA
This is a messenger RNA of Plasmodium cynomolgi strain B, 957 nucleotides long. RefSeq names its product FAD synthetase. Gene Ontology annotation, biological process: FAD biosynthetic process. The transcript has 2 exons. Gene Ontology annotation, molecular function: FMN adenylyltransferase activity. The coding region runs from base 1 to 957 and encodes 318 amino acids. The record is from RefSeq and is a predicted model, not a curated record. Lineage: Eukaryota; Apicomplexa; Aconoidasida; Haemosporida; Plasmodiidae.